Molecule: messenger RNA, 1044 nt
Organism: Colletotrichum karsti
Lineage: Eukaryota; Fungi; Ascomycota; Sordariomycetes; Glomerellales; Glomerellaceae
Product: fatty acid hydroxylase superfamily protein
Exons: 1
Coding region: 1-1044 (347 amino acids)
Biological process (GO): ergosterol biosynthetic process
Molecular function (GO): iron ion binding; C-4 methylsterol oxidase activity
Source: RefSeq, a predicted model, not a curated record
AUGAUCGAAAGCAAAGAUCCUAUGAAAUCCACGUGGCGCCUUGGCGACAGGCGACUCUGGAGAUAUUACCAUUGGAUCAUCGAGAAGCUUGGUUUGCAACAUGUCAACCUCAACCAAGAAGUGCCGGUACACCAAAAGGGGGAUCCAGUGCCAUACGUUCCCCAUUGGCAAUUUCACCGAUGGAUACUCGUGCACGCUUGUGUGCCACUCAUUCUUCACCAAACCUUCGUGUCAUACACGGGAUUCCGACUUCACCCGGUGGCUGCGUUCGUCUUUUACAGCGCAGCCAUCAAAUUCAUCGCCAUCCACCAGAUCAACAUCAUGCGAGAUCUCGGACACUUGCACGGCUUCCUCGAUGGCGACAAGCACGAACGCGAUGGUGUACCCGACACCAGCGUGAAGAAGGUGCUGCAUUCACUGAUCUCCACGGCAACCUUCCGGUCGAUGCUCGCAGUUAUGCUAGCCUAUCGAAGCUCCGAGGCACCAAGCUCGAUCAAUUGGAUGUUGGCGCCCCUCGAAGUCGGCCUCUACGGGGUUGUGCUGGACUUCUGGUUCUAUUGGUACCAUAGACUCAUGCACGAAGUCGACUUCUUGUGGAAGUACCACCGCACCCACCAUCUGACCAAGCACCCAAACCCUCUUCUUACCUUGUUUGCGGACACCGAACAAGAGAUUUGGGAUAUUGCCGGCAUCCCGAUCUUAACAUACGCCACGUUGAAGCUUUUCGGAUUUCCCAUGGGUUUCUAUGAAUGGUGGCUUUGCCAGCAGUACGUUAUCUUCACCGAGCUUAGCGGACAUAGUGGUCUUCGCAUUUACGCUACGACACCGACGCCAUUUGCAUGGCCUCUGAGACUUUUCAACUGUGAUCUUGUCUUGGAAGAUCACGAUUUACACCACCGAAAAGGAUGGAAGAAGAGUGGCAACUAUGGCAAGCACACCCGCUUGUGGGACCGUAUUUUCGGAACAUGCAUGGAACGACUGGAAUGUCCUGACGACAAGAUUGACUAUGUCAAUACCGUGGUGUAUCCGCUUAUACGCGGAUGA